Molecule: messenger RNA, 10570 nt
Organism: Bubalus bubalis (water buffalo)
Lineage: Eukaryota; Metazoa; Chordata; Mammalia; Artiodactyla; Bovidae
Gene: BRWD3
Product: bromodomain and WD repeat domain containing 3
Exons: 42
Coding region: 236-5680 (1814 amino acids)
Biological process (GO): regulation of transcription by RNA polymerase II; regulation of cell shape; cytoskeleton organization
Cellular component (GO): nucleus
Molecular function (GO): protein binding
Source: RefSeq, a predicted model, not a curated record
CUCCUCUUCUCUCUCUUACUCUCCUUCCUCCUCCGCCUCCUCAGCUCUUGGGCUAGAAUAUCUAUGGGUCGAAACGUGAUGCGAUGAAUCCGAGAAAGACCGAAACUGGGACGCGGAGUGCGGCGGAAGCGGCGGGACUCCUGGGCAUGGGGGCUUCACCACAAUAGAGACAGCGCCCCCACUCUCCCCCGCCAGCCCCUCUGGAGCGAAGCCCCCAAACCCCCCCAGGAAAAGGAUGGCGGCGGCACCUACCCAGAUCGAAGCCGAGCUGUAUUACCUGAUCGCUAGAUUCUUGCAAUCCGGACCCUGCAACAAAUCCGCUCAGGUGCUAGUGCAGGAACUCGAGGAGCAUCAGCUUAUUCCGCGCCGCUUAGACUGGGAGGGGAGAGAGCACCGAAGAAGCUUCGAGGAUCUGUUGUUUUCCUGGGCUAUAUUUCUGAAGUGGAGUUAUCAGGUGGCAGCCAAUGCACACAUUCCUCCAGACUACCUCCUUAAAAUUUGUGAGCGGAUUGGUCCCUUACUAGAUAAGGAGAUCCCUCAGAGUGUUCCUGGGGUACAGACAUUACUCGGUGUUGGUCGGCAGUCUCUGUUAAGGGAUGCCAAAGACUGUAAGAGUACACUAUGGAAUGGCUCUGCUUUUGCAGCUCUACAUAGAGGCAGACCUCCAGAACUACCUGUAAAUUAUGUGAAACCUCCAAAUGUGGUGAAUAUCACCUCAGCCAGGCAAUUAACCGGAUGUAGUCGUUUCAGCCAUAUUUUCCCUUCAGCUGCUUACCAGCACAUUAAGAUGCAUAAGAGAAUUCUGGGUCACUUGUCAUCUGUCUACUGUGUAGCAUUUGACAGAAGUGGGAGAAGAAUUUUUACAGGUUCCGAUGACUGUUUGGUGAAAAUCUGGGCAACAGAUGAUGGACGCCUUCUUGCUACACUUCGAGGGCACUCUGCUGAAAUUUCUGACAUGGCUGUUAACUAUGAAAAUACUCUCAUUGCCGCAGGCAGUUGUGAUAAAGUUGUGAGAGUGUGGUGUCUUCGAACUUGUGCGCCAGUUGCAGUCCUUCAGGGACAUUCAGCUUCUAUCACUUCCAUACAGUUUUGUCCAUCAACUAAAGGCACAACCAGAUACCUCACUUCUACUGGUGCUGAUGGAACAAUCUGUUUCUGGCAAUGGCAUGUGAAAACAAUGAAAUUUAAAGAUCGCCCAGUGAAAUUUACUGAGAGAUCUAGACCUGGAGUUCAGAUAUCUUGUUCAUCUUUCAGUUCUGGUGGUAUGUUUAUUACAACAGGUAGCACUGACCAUGUGAUUAGAAUAUAUUAUUUGGGUUCUGAGAUCCCUGAGAAAAUUGCCGAAUUAGAGUCACAUACGGACAAAGUUGUUGCUGUUCAGUUCUGUAACAAUGGAGACAGUUUAAGAUUUGUUAGUGGAAGUAGAGAUGGAACAGCAAGAAUUUGGCAAUAUCAGCAACAAGAAUGGAAGAGUAUAGUACUAGAUAUGGCUACUAAAAUGACUGGGAACAAUAUGCCAUCUGGAGAAGACAAGGUCACUAAACUUAAGGUGACUAUGGUGGCUUGGGAUCGAUAUGACACCACAGUUAUUACUGCAGUGAACAAUUUCCUUUUGAAAGUAUGGAAUUCUAUCACAGGCCAACUUCUUCAUACUUUAUCCGGACAUGAUGAUGAAGUAUUUGUUUUGGAAGCACAUCCAUUUGAUCAAAGGAUCAUACUUUCAGCAGGUCAUGAUGGGAACAUUUUUGUUUGGGACCUUGACCGGGGGACCAAAAUUCGGAAUUAUUUUAACAUGAUUGAAGGCCAAGGCCAUGGUGCAGUGUUUGACUGUAAAUUCUCACCAGAUGGAAAUCAUUUUGCCUGCACUGAUUCACAUGGGCAUUUGCUGCUUUUUGGAUUUGGAUGCAGUAAAUACUAUGAAAAGAUUCCAGAUCAGAUGUUCUUCCAUACUGAUUAUCGACCUCUUAUCCGGGAUGCCAACAACUAUGUAUUGGAUGAACAAACCCAACAAGCUCCUCAUCUCAUGCCUCCACCAUUCUUGGUGGAUGUUGAUGGAAAUCCUCAUCCCACAAAAUUUCAAAGACUGGUACCAGGACGGGAAAAUUGUAAAGAUGAACAACUUAUACCACAGCUGGGAUAUGUGGCUAAUGGUGACGGUGAAGUAGUAGAACAGGUAAUUGGGCAACAAACCAAUGAUCAAGAUGAGAGCAUUCUUGAUGGAAUAAUCAGGGAGUUACAAAGAGAACAAGAUCUGAGGCUAAUUAAUGAAGGAGAUGCUCCACAUUUUCCAAUUAAUAGAUCAUAUUCUUCUAAUGGUGCUCUGAGAAAUCCAGAUAUGGACAUAUCUGCUCCCCCAAAUAUUGGACUGCGACGUAGUGGUCAGAUUGAAGGUGUCCGACAAAUGCAUAACAAUGCUCCUAGAAGCCAGAUGGCCACUGAACGAGAUCUCAUGGCAUGGAGCAGAAGAGUGGUAGUCAAUGAACUAAAUAAUGGGGUUAGUAGGGUUCAGGAAGAAUGUCGAACUGUAAAAGGUGACAUAGAAAUCAGUCUUUAUACAGUUGAAAAGAAGAAAAAACCAUCUUAUACUACCCAAAGGAGUGAUUAUCAGCCUAGCUAUGGGCGGUCUUUACGAAGAACACAACGCAAACGACAACAUACUUACCAAACACGAUCCAACAUAGAACAUAAUUCACGAGCAUCAUGUCAAAAUUCAGGUGUACAGGAAGAUUCAGAUAGCUCCUCAGAGGAAGAUGAAACAGUUGGCACAAGUGAUGCUUCUAUAGAGGAUCCUGUUAUUGAAUGGCAAAGUGAAAGUUCCUCCAGUGAUUCAUCAAGUGAAUAUUCUGAUUGGACAGCAGAUGCUGGAAUAAAUUUGCAACCUCCAAAAAGGCAAACAAGACAGGCAACACAGAAAAUAUGCAGCAGCUCUGAGGAGGAAAAUUUGAAGUCACUUGAAGAAAGGCAGAAGAAGCCUAAACAGACUAGAAAGAAGAAAGGAGGACUAGUUUCUAUGGCAGGAGAGCCCAAUGAAGAAUGGUUUGCCCCUCAGUGGAUCUUGGAUACCAUACCACGACGUUCACCAUUUGUCCCACAGAUGGGAGAUGAGCUUAUAUAUUUUAGGCAAGGACAUGAAGCUUAUGUACGGGCUGUAAGAAAAUCAAAAACAUACAGCGUUAAUUUACAAAAACAGCCAUGGAAUAAAAUGGAUCUCAGGGAACAAGAGUUUGUUAAGAUUGUAGGAAUCAAAUAUGAGGUUGGACCACCUACACUAUGCUGCUUGAAGCUUGCAUUUCUGGACCCCAUUUCAGGCAAAAUGACUGGAGAAUCUUUUUCCAUUAAAUAUCAUGACAUGCCAGAUGUCAUUGACUUCCUUGUGCUACAUCAGUUUUACAAUGAAGCCAAAGAAAGGAACUGGCAGAUAGGUGAUAGAUUCCGCAGUAUAAUAGAUGAUGCCUGGUGGUUUGGGACUGUGGAAAGUCAGCAACCUUUUCAACCAGAGUAUCCUGAUAGUUCUUUCCAGUGUUACAGUGUUCACUGGGACAAUAAUGAAAGAGAAAAGAUGAGCCCCUGGGAUAUGGAGCCAAUUCCAGAAGGAACUGCCUUUCCAGAUGAAGUUGGUGCUGGUGUUCCUGUGUCCCAGGAGGAACUGACUGCUUUGCUAUACAAACCUCAGGAAGGAGAGUGGGGGGCUCAUUCCAGAGAUGAGGAAUGUGAACGAGUUAUUCAGGGAAUCAACCACCUUCUUUCCCUGGAUUUUGCCAGCCCUUUUGCUGUUCCAGUGGAUCUCAGUGCCUACCCCUUGUAUUGUACUGUAGUUGCUUAUCCAACUGACCUCAACACCAUCAGGCGGAGACUUGAAAAUCGCUUUUACAGGAGAAUAUCAGCAUUAAUGUGGGAAGUACGCUAUAUUGAGCAUAAUGCUAGGACUUUCAAUGAGCCAGACAGUCCUAUAGUUAAAGCAGCCAAAAUAGUAACUGAUGUCUUACUUCGAUUUAUUGGGGAUCAGAGCUGUACUGAUAUACUGGAUACUUACAAUAAAAUUAAAGCAGAAGAACUAAACAGUACUGAUGCAGAGGAGGAUACAGAAAUGGUUGAUUUAGAUUCAGAUGGACCUGGUACUUCAUCUGGAAGAAGGGUCAAAUGCCGAGGCAGAAGACAGUCUUUAAGGUUUAAUCCUGAUGCUUGGAGAAAACAGUGCAAAGAACUAUUGGGCCUCAUUUAUGAACGUGAAGACUCAGAGCCAUUUCGACAACCAUCUGAUCCUCUUUCCUACCCAGGCCAUCAAGAGCAUGAGGGUGAAUCCUCUGAGUCUGUUAUUCCAGGACAACAACAAGAUUCAUCUCUUUGUGAGGAUUAUCAUGAUGUUAUAGACACUCCUAUGGACUUCAGCACUGUGAAAGAAACAUUGGAAACAGGAAACUAUGGUAGUCCUCUGGAAUUUUAUAAGGAUGUUCGCCAAAUAUUCAGCAACUCCAAAGCUUACACCUCUAAUAAAAAGUCACGGAUCUAUAGCAUGACACUGCGAUUGUCUGCCUUAUUUGAAAGUCGUAUUAAAAAUAUCAUCUCUGAAUAUAAGUCAGCAAUCCAGAGUCAGAAGAGGAGAAGGCCACGGUACAGAAAACGUCUAAGAAGCAGCAGCAGUUCAUUAUCUAGUAGCAGAGCUCCUAGUCCAAAAGGGAAACAGAAGCAAAUGAAGCUGCAGCCUAAAAAUGACCAGAAUACCUCAGUGUCUUAUGCCAGGAAUAGCACUCCUUUCUCAUCUCCUGUUUCAGAUGCUGCUGAAGGGCUUUCACUGUAUUUACUUGAUGAUGAACCAGACGGGCCAUUUUCUUCAUCGAGCUUCAGUGGAUAUAACCGAAGUGGAAAUAGCCAUGACCCAGGGAAAGCCAAAUCAUUUCGAAAUAGAGUUUUGCCGAUUAAGCAAGAUCACUCCAUUGAUGGACCCCUUACAAAUGGUGAUGGCAGAGAGCCCCGGACAGGAAUCAAGAGAAAACUACUUAGUGCAUCAGAAGAAGAUGAAAUCAUGGGAAGAGAAGAGAAAGAAAAAAAAGAAACAAAAGAGAAAUCACAUUUAUCCUCCUCAGAGAGUGGAGAGUUAGAAUCCAGUUUAAGUUCUGAAAGUACCUGUGGUUCUGAUUCUGACUCUGAAUCAACUUCCAGAACAGAUCAAGAUUAUGUAGAUGGAGACCACGAUUAUAGCAAAUUCAUACAAACUAGGCCUAAAAGAAAACUCAGAAAGCAAUAUGCCAAUGGAAAAAGAAACUGGAAAACGAGAGGCACGGGAGGAAGGGGCAGAUGGGGCAGAUGGGGUAGAUGGAGUAGAGGAGGCAGAGGAAGAGGAGGCAGGGGACGAGGCAGUCGAGGAAGAGGUGGAGGUGGUGGGAGAGGGAGAGGAAGAGGGAGAGGCGGAAGAGGUGCUUCUAGAGGAGCCACCAGAGCCAAACGUGCACGUAUCACAGAUGAUGAAUUUGAUACUAUGUUUUCAGGACGCUUCAGUAGACUGCCUCGAAUUAAAACAAGAAACCAAGGCAGGAGGACUGUUUUAUAUAAUGAUGAUUCUGAUAAUGACAAUUUUGUGUCCACUGAAGAUCCUCUGAAUCUUGGUACAUCCAGAUCAGGCAGAGUGCGUAAAAUGACAGAAAAAGCCAGGGUUAGCCAUCUCAUGGGAUGGAAUUAUUAGCAGUUAAUAAAUUUAGAAUAAUUUAAAAAAUUCAAUGGCCUUCUACUGCAGGGAAUUUACCAGGAAAUCUACAAAGCAAGUUGUGUGGGGACUUCUGCUUCCUUUCACAUUGGUGCUUUUCCAUUAUGCCAGUAUACAUUUGUUUCAAGACUUUUGAUCUCCACACUUCAUUUGUUCAAACAAGCCUUACUCAUUAGGCCUUAAAUUUUAAAAAAAAUUCUACACACACACACACACACACACACACAAACCACAGACACACUACAGAUUUACUACAUUAAGGGAGCAUUCAGCUUCUUAAGAGUAGCAUGACAUUUUUAUCUAAAUGGAAUAUCCCUCUUUUGCUUUUGUAUCACAGAAGUAUAGCACCUUCUUACAGAGUUUUAUAUAGUUUGUUUUUGCCAUUUUGAUUCUUGUACCAGUAAUAAUAACUUUUGCACAAUACACCAAUCCUAAAGGCAGCUAUUAAAUGUUUACAGUUUCUAUAUUGUAAGAACGAUCUGGAUUAUUUUACUCUUCCCAGGCCAAACUUUCAUGAAUUGUACUGAACUGAAGUAUAUAUUUAUACUACAGUUUUUUUUGGGGGGUGGGGGGUUCUUAAUAUGCUUUUCAUUGAUUUGCUUAAUUCAUGUUAAAGGUAAGAAAGGGUUGGUGCCUUGUAAAUAUGUAGCAGAUCUUUGUGGUGUGUCCUGAUGUGUGCAUUAACUUUAUUAAAAAAGAAUACUUGAGGUAUCAAUCUAGACAAGGUGCCAAAUGCAAAAGUUUCUUGCAUCCAUUUUCUUUUUUCUGUUAUAUUUUAUUGCAUUAAUAGAACUUGUGUAGCUUAAAGAAUAACUUAAACAUUUGAAAAAUCCUCAUCCACAAAGAAUAACUGAAUAGUAGCUCAGCUACCUCUAUUAACUACAACUACUGGAAACAUUAAGAAAAAUAGAUGCUGUUAUUCAUUACUAACUAAGGAGAAAUAGAACAAGCAUGGUAGGAAUGAAUACUCAUAAGUUAUAAGCUGAGAGGUUGUUGAUAAUUGUAUUGGCUCUCAAAUGAAUAGUUGUAAUUAAAUUUUCUCAAGUAUCAUAACCUCUACCUUAUUAGGCUUUUCUUAGAGCGUAUUUGUGUAAGUAGACUUGAUCUACUGCUUAUAUAUCCCUGCUACCACUUGCUAUUUAACGGCUGUGAGUGACUGGUAUUGAAUUUUAAAAUGUAGCACAGCACCUAGUUUGAGUUCGAAUGUUUUAGCUAGCUAAUAUUUUGAAUCAAUGUAGGUUCAGCUCAUACCAUUCCAAAGGGUUCUUCUGUUAAUCUUUCAGAAUAGAACCUGGUUGCACUGCACACUGAUAUUUUGAGUCAUUAUUUUAUAGAUUAAAAAUAAACCCUAUGGUCUUGUUUACAGCAGUAGAGUGCACAUUGGUUCCAUAAGUGAGCUUGAGUUCCAAGAUCAAUUUUACUCCUCAAAUUUGAGGGAUUGCAAAUUUGCUAAUUCAUUAGAUAACCUAGAUUUUUGAGGUAAGAAUAAUAUUGAUCUCUGUUUUUGUAACAACCAGUUUGCCCAUAGAUCAAACUUAUGGAAUAAAAGGAACUUCUUAAUAUAUGCUUAGUAAUCCCAGGAUAUUUCUUAAGCUAAUGUAUUUGUCUCAUGUUUUCAUUCAUUUCAUGCAUCUGAAAAUCCUUAAGUGCAGAGGAAGGAGUACACACAUAGAAUUGCUUUUUUGGUUGGGUUGGGUGGGGGGUUUUCUUGGACUAACAUCUUUAAGCAAUUUUCACUUGCAGUAGAAAUGAUGUUCAGGCUUUAAGAAAGUAUUGCAAAUUAUUAAUGGAACUAAUUUAUAUUUCCUGACAGUAGAUCAAGUUUAUUUUUGGUUGUUGUAGUCUACUUUUCACUAAACCAAAAUUACUUCUGGUUGUAACUCAGCUGCCACUUUUAACCCAUAAUAUAGAUUUAAAAACAUUCAUGUUUAAAACUCUACAUUUGAUUUUUGAUAAAAUGUACUAUUUUAGUUAUUCAUAUCUUGGACAUUUAGACUAAAUUUGUGCCUGUGUUUUCCUGGAAUUGAUAACACUUUGGCCUACCCUAUUCAAAGUAACAUAGUUACUUAAAUUCAUGGAUAUAUCCAAAUGUGUAUCAUGUAUAUCGUUGUAGUGUGAAAAUUUUUUUUGACAUUCUUCUAUGAAGAGCUGACCUCUUGAAAUGUAGAAGAAUUGCCAUUUGUGUGGUUUAGCUAUCUCAAGCUUUAUUUAUAAUUUAUUUUGAAAAAUAAAAAUGGCACAUUUAUUUCCCAAAUGUCAAGAUUUUCUAGGUUUAGAUAAUUAGAAUAAAAAGGGUGAAGACAUUUUAAAGAAUAUUUUAUAUGUAGUGAGAUACUGUGAAAAUACUAGUGAACAGCAUUUUGCUGUAAUGUUGAUUUCAGUUACUAGGAUGUAAAGAGUUAGUCACCAGGGUAUGUUAGAUGAGCAUAGUUUUCACUUACUACAAAACAGAUAAUUUUCUGUUUGCAUGCAAAUUAUUUUAAUAAGUGUAAAAAUAAAAGUUUGGAAGACAGUGUUUUUACCUUUAUAUCUGGACUCCCACCCCCCAAUUUAUACUUUGCCUUUUUUUUUUUUUUUGUAAUAUCACCUCUUGUGAAUGUGUUGUAAUUUGUAUCGCAUUGAUAUUUUAUCACUUUAAUUUUUUAGAGGUUCUUUAAACCUAAAUAAGAUCUGGGUUUAGCCAUAGCAAAGCAAGUAGGAAAUGAGCUAAGAAAUUUGAAAAAAAAAAAAAAAAGUCUAAAUUUUAAAUGAAUUUCUAAGAAAAAAGUUACAUUUAGGUCCAUGAGAGCAUAUACAUGUACAAGCCUAUUCCCGUUCUAGAUAUUAAUAGUCAAUGAAUUGUAAUGUUUCUCAUGAAUGCUAAUAAUGUUUAAAUUCCAAGCUUUAAGAUUCUAGCAUGUGUAUCUGUUUAUGAAACAGAUUGUGUUGCUUCUAUGGCUUGUUGUGUGUAUCUCUUCCAGCAACAGGAUGCUCUCUAAAACAUUUCACUGGCCUCUUGUGUAAUGACUAAAUUUGUGUGUGUGUGCGUGCACACAUGCACUCAUGUGUGUGUGUGCACAGAUCUAUAUGUAGAUUUUUUCCCCUCAAUUUAACAUGUUUUAUCUCAGACAUUUAAAAAAAAAGUUUAUAUGGAAGACAGCUGUAUUCACUGUCUACCAAUUCAUUGCUUCUGUUGUAAAGCACUUACCCUGUAUAUAUACUGCUUGAUUAUCCAUAUCAUUAUGCCUUCUAGAUAAACAAUCUACCUUUUGCUGUGUACGUAUGCCCUAUUUUUAAAAUUUAAUUUGCCCUUCUUUCAUGUGUUUCUUUGUCCGUUUCCUUUCCCAGAGAUCAGGCUUGUGCUCAAAUUCUUCCAUACAGCACUUUGUUUCACCCAGAGGCUAGGAAACUGAGUAAAAUUAUUAAAUCUUAUUCUGCACAACUGUGUGCUCAGAUAUCUAACUCAGCCUUCCAAUAUUUUAAAGUAAAUUUGAGUGAUUUAUCUUUGUCAUUACUUUUGUUGUAAUCCUAGAUUGUCAUCAGAUAAUAGCAGAAUGAUUGAAAUAGAAAGAUGUGUAUACCACUUCUAACUUUUGAUAAAAGCUUUUUGGAGAAUUUUUCAAAAUUUGUAUCUUGUAGUGAUAAAAUUAAACAUCUAUUACUUGCUUAUAUAUCUCGGGAAUUAUUUUAUGCACAUUUAUCAACUGGUACUUAGGUUUAAAGUUGGCAUUUUCUUUUUAAGUUGGAAUUUUCACAUCCACAGAAGGGAGACUUAACUACAUAAUUUUCAGUAUACUUUGAUAUCCUGCCUUUUAAACAAUAACCAACAUUUUGAGUUGGGAAAUACAUAAUUAUUUCUGGGGGAAGAAAUGGAACUUUUAACAUUUAAAGUUCAUUGUUUUAAAUGUUAAUUCCAUCCCCAACAUUUUUGUGUUACGUGAGGCUUUAUGAAAGUUAUUGAAAGUAGAAUAUUCAAAGAUCAUUUUCCCAAAUUUAACAAGUUUUGAUUAAAUUUUAAUUAUGAAGUUAAAUUAUAUUUAUGGUGCUGUAUUUUAUAUAAUAUCUAUUGUCCUCAAAUUUCUUGACAUUUAUUUCUCAUAUAGUCUUAUCCUUAUUUCCUAUUCCAUCAUUUCUCUCUUGCUUGCUCUUACCUUCAUUUCUCUUUCUGCAAUGAAGACUGUACCUAAUUUAGCAAACUUCAACAAAACUGGCAAUUUAUGAUUCAUUGAUGGGAGAAGUACAGUAGAAAGGCCCUGCAGUUUAGAGUUAAGAUGUGUUUGUUUAUUUAUAUGUGUGCCCAUUUGUUACUCUUAGACCUAUCUUAAUUAAAUUUAGAAUAUGAUACUUUGACAUAAAAACAUUGUAAGUAUUUUCUAAAAAAUAAAACUAUUGAUACAUAUUAAAAUUGCCAUUGGUAAUUGACUUUUGAAAUCACAUACAAGAAUAUUUAGAAACCCACUUGGGAAAUGUGAUUUACAUGUGUCACCAGAUACAUAUUAGGCAGUACUACAAAUGUUAAUUCUUUAAACAAUACUGUGGUGAUGGCAAUCAGUAAUUUAUUUCUUUGUCCUGUAACUUAUCAUCCUUGUCUUUUGUAAUUCCUAACAAAGUAUUAACAAAAUUGUACCUUAUGUUUGUUCUUAGUAUCCGUAAAUUUUAAGGUGGAAAAUCAUUCAGUUAAUAGUUGAUGUGAUGUUGUAUAUGGACAAAAUGUCCAUUAAACUAAAAUUCAGUAAAGAAAGGUAAACUAAACUGGCUUGGUUUAUAAAAGAUGUUUUGUUUGGCAGUUAUUAGUCAUUAUAAGCAAUUAUCUUCAAAGAAAAAAAAACUGGACUAAUUUGUUGCCAUUCUUUAUGGGAUGUUUACAAUAAAAUUCCAAGUUGUUUGGAA